CUGGCGCAGCGGGUGCAGCGGCUGCUUCCUGCGGCUAAGUCAAUCCUGUCAACUUCCAGGGCACUCACCUUCUCUGCCCCUGGCGUGCUGCAGCGAUCAUUGCACUUCCAUGCUGUUUCCCAACAAUACAAAGUUCAGCCGAGGGCUUUGAUUCUCCAGUUUACGUGCAUCCAAAGACGGCCAUUCAGCUCCUCUCAGAGCAAUUCAGAAGACAUUGGAUGUCCUAUGGAGGUGGCAAAGGCGCAGCCACGAGCAUAUUAUGAGAUGACCAAUGAGCAGCUCUUGAUUUUCACGUCCAAGGGAGAUUCUGCAGCAUGCAAGGAGAGGUUGCUCAGAGAGAUCAUGGCUGUGGACAAGGUCACUUGGGAUGAUGCACAUCAGCGCCUGUUCGAGAUUGAGGAGUCGAACUCACGUGGUCUCGGCUUGUUCACCAUGCCUUACAAGACGGGAAUCGUGGUCAGUGUAGCAGCUGGUUUGAUCUCCGUUCCGAUGGUUUUCGACCUCAACACUGCGUUGUGGUUCAAUGAGCAAUUCGUCACUACGGAGGUGGCGGAUGCCAAGGACUUAGAGACAUGGUUAGAAGUGGGAUCUUGGACUUGGGGUUGGAACGAGCCCGUGCUGGGGACAGUCUCUUUCGUCCUGCUCUGUCUUCAGUUUGCCAGAAACCAGAUGAUCAACCUCGGAGCCAAGCCCUACACAGGAGCCCUGCAACAGUGGAGGGCACGAAGACUCUGCAGGGCGUAUCCUCAGUACAACGCAAGCAUCAUCUCCGAGUUCUCCAUGGCAGACGACUUCAAGCCGGAGAAGCUGAAGGAGAACGAUCCUCGCAUGCCUCCGCACAUCCCCCCUUGGAGUUCGGGCAACUGAGAGGCGAGGAGCUAGAUGAGGUUUGCGACUUUACACGUUUGAAUACAAGAAGGACAGUCG
Messenger RNA from Guillardia theta CCMP2712, 927 nucleotides. RefSeq lists its product as hypothetical. Bases 226 to 867 code for a protein of 213 amino acids. The record is from RefSeq and is a predicted model, not a curated record. The transcript has 14 exons. NCBI's taxonomy places the organism in Eukaryota, Cryptophyceae, Pyrenomonadales, Geminigeraceae.